AUGGGUCCGUCUUCGUCGCAACGCGAUUCCACUUCAGAAGUCUCCAUAGUCGUUCCUCUGCUAACCAACGGAAAUGAUGCCGUAAAAGUAGCCGCAAACGGCGGCGAAGAUCCCCAGCAGGACGGUUAUCUCCCGGUUCUAGAACCAUCGCUCAGCCGAGGCUCCACGGGAAGCGACGCGGUGCUGCCGCUGGGCCCUUGCCAGCGGCCGUUACCGCGGUGGCAGGUGGUGGCGUACGGUACGGGGCACAUGCUGAACGACAUCACGGCCGCGUGCUGGUUCACAUACCUCCUCAUCUACCUCUCCGACAUCGGCCUCUCCCCGCAGUACGUCCCCACGCCCUCUCCCCGCAAUGCGUCGCAGGCGGGCGUGGUGAUGCUGUCGGGCCAAUUCGCCGAUGCUGCUGCCACCCUCGUCGCCGGCGAGCUGAUCGACCAGUUCGGGCACUACAAGCUGUGGCACUUGGGCGGGUCGGUGUGCACAGUGGUGUCCUUCUCCUCCGUGUUUGGAGGCUGCCUCGUGUGCCGCCUGCUCGCCUCCAACUCCACGCUCGUUGAAACCGCCAGCUACAGCGUCUUUGCUGCCGUCUUCAACUGCGGCUGGGCCGCUACCCAGGUGUCUCACAUGGCGAUGGUGAACUGUCUGACAGGCAACCCCAGCAGCCGCGUGGCGAUGAACAGCUGUCGCAACGCCUUCACCAUGCUCGCCAACCUCGCCCUCUUCGCCAUCGCCCUCGCCGCCUUCUCCCUCUUCCCCGCCCACCACCCUGCCCAGGUGCAGGCGCAGUACCGGUGGAUCUCGUUUGUGGCGCUCACCUCGGGCGCUGCCUUCCUGCUCAUCUUCUACGCGGGGGUGCGCGAGCCCACCGUGUCCCGUGUGCCAGUGCGUCUGCCCUCCUCCCGCUCCUUCUGCACCGACCAAUCCGCCGACGACAGCACCGACCAAUCACAGCAGUGGGCAGCCAAGAACGGCCAAUCAGAGGCGGCGGAGGAGAAGGCAGUGCCAGCGUGGCUCUUUUGGUUCCGCCAGCUGGCAUACUUCCAGGUGGCGGCUGUCUACAUGUUCGUGCGACUCAUCACCAACGUCUCCCAGGCCAUGCUGCCAUUCUUCCUCAUAUUCGACCUGGGUCUGCACCCCUCCGCCAAAGCCACCGUGAGACUCCUCCUCGCCCACCUCCGCCCUGCCUGCGCCCAUGGAAACUGCAUCUCCUGCUGUUCUCACUGUCUGUUCUCACUGCCUGCUGACGCUCAUUCAUUUCUCCUCCACAUGCCCUCCCCUCUCCCUUUCUCCCUGCCCUCUCUCUACACCAUGCCACACGCCGUCAUAUCGCAGCGCUCAUUCGUCGCUCUCCUUCAAUUCUCCUCCCCCCUCUCUCCAUAUUCCGCUCUCCUCCCCUUCCCCUUGCCCCUUUUCUCCGCCACUGCGCGCCCAUCAGAUCCCAGCGCUCAUCUUCAUCUGCAGCUUCAUCACUUCCGUCGUGCUCCAGGAGCUACAUUGGGACAUGAGCCGCAUGAGGGUGGCGUUCAGCCUGGGUGCAGUGCUGUGACGGCAACGAGUCUGGAGGGGGUGUUGGUGGGGCAGCAUGUGUUGGUGUGUGCCUUUGUGUACGGCUCGCUGUCCUUCCUUGACAAGUUCACCUGCGGCAUCGCCCUCGUUGCCAUACAGGCCUUCAACUCAAAAGAAGAGUUUUGUGGUCCCACCAGCCCCACCUGUCCGCGCUCUAUUGUGCGGUGGGUCCUUUUUCUGCUGCCCCUCGUUUCAUCUCUCCUGGCGGGCGGCAUUGUGCUCACGACACACCUGGACGAGUCGUCAGAUGAAAUCACCCAGCCAUCGACAGUCCUGACCAGGCAAGUUGAGUCGCGGACGCCGUGGGACUUCGUCGCUGCGACGCCGGCCACACUCUCAGCGGCCGCGAUGUCGAAGCGGAAGCAACAACGCAAGGCCAAGGCGGCAGGUCAAACCACAACCGCGCGGACACCUGUUGGGUCGUCCGCAGCAGCUGAGAGUGCCACGUCAGCGUGUGACGACCAAUCAAAGAGUGCCGCGCAGGCAACUGAGUUUCCGACUAGCGUCAGUGAUGCUGAUUCGACGCAAGCAGCUUCGGCUGGUUGUAUUCCUGGAUCGGAAGUUUCGGCGAAUGAUGCGAUGGUGGGUGAGGAAGAGGACGAGUCGCUGGCUCGCGUUGCCACGUGUCAUCACCACAAGGGUUUAGAUCUGAAGAAGUUCACUCGCGAGCUGAAGAAACGCCACGUGGAUGCGUGCGAUCCGUGCAGCCAGCACAGCCACCGAUUGGCUAGCAGCAAGAAGAAGGAGCAUGCGGCGCCUAUAACGGGUACGGCGGAUGAGUCGCUCUGGGUGUGCCUGGUGUGCGCGCGGGGGUUUUGCGGAGAUGCGAAAAUGGCGGAAGGGGAUGCGGAAACAGGGAUUAGCUAUGGCGGAAGGGAUGGGGAAGGCGCUGGCGCGCGGGAGAGCGGCUACGGGCACGCGCAGCAGCACUGGAGCCAGCUGAAGAGCCACGCGCUGAUGGCGCACGCGCAGUCCUUGCGCGUCUGGUGCUUCCGCUGCCACCGCUGCGUGCUGCUGCGCGCCGAAACCGGCGAACGCGCGCAGGCAGUUGACUCUGAGUGCGCACAGGCAGUUGACUCUGAGUGCGCGCAGGCGGAAGAAAAUCCGGUGAAAGAGGGGGUGGAGAGACAGGGGGAGGCGGGAGGGGGAGGGGCGCGGAGUGACACGUCAGCGAAUGCUGCGACCACCCAUGCGAGUGAAGGGGGGAGCGCUGCUGGGGAUAGUGUUGCUGAGGGGGGCGUGCCAUGGGCGCAAAGCCUCCCCUUGGACCAUCCGCUCCGCGAGUUCCUCCUGCUGCUGGCGGAGAGGCGCGCGGAAGUGGCGCGCGCUAAGGCGGCGGAGCAGAGCAAAGGGGGGUCGAAGGAGGGAGCGGCGGAGAUAGGGGAGGGGCGAGGGAAGGCGAAGGAGGGGCGGGAUGCGGUGGCUGCAGCGAAGGGGAGAGAGAAGAAGAGCGGAGCGGGGAAGGGGGGGUUGUCAGGUGACGAGGUCGAGAAGGAGGCGGAAGACGGGGAGGGUGGAGAUGAGGGGGAAGGGGAGGGGGAGCGGCGGGCAGUCGGGGGAGGCGAGGGGCCGGUGCGCGGGUUGAGCAAUCUGGGCAACACGUGCUUCUUCAACUCCGUCCUUCAGAACCUUGUCGCCAUCCCUGCGCUCCGAGACCACUUCCUCGCCAAUCCGGAGCUGCCACGUGUCGAGGCGCCUGCUCUGGCGGACACGGGGACAGAGAGGCGGGGCGAUGGCGGAGGGGGCACUGAAGGUGCGGAUGCGGAUGGGGGGGAUAAGGAGGGGUUAGAGGGGAAGGUUGGAGGGGGGCGGAAAGGGGGAGGAGUGAAGGUGGGGGGGAGGAAGAGAAGGUUCAAGGGGCCCAUCGGUAUGGCCCUGAGACGCGUCUUUGAAGACUUGAACCCGGGCCUCGUGCCUGCUGCUGCUUCUGAUGCCGCUGGUGCCGUUGCUACAGCUGCCCCAGGCAGCCAAUCGGAGGAGAGCAUCUGCUGUCCGCGCGGCCACGUGGCGAGGGGCAAGGCGCUCCACUCGCGCAGAUCAACAGCCCGCGCGGGGGGAGGAGGAAAGCGGGGCGCGGGGGGGAAGCAUGGCAAGGGGGGCGGGGGAAAGCGGGCGCAGCAGCACGAGGCGGAGGGGAGGGGGUGGAAAGCGUCGCCUUACAAUCCGCGGGAGCUGUUUGGCGCGGUGUGCAGGCAGGCACCUCGGUUCAGAGGGUAUGAGCAGCAGGACAGUCACGAGCUGCUGCGGUGCCUGCUGCAGCUGCUGCAGGAGGAGGAAGACGGCACCGCUGCUGCCGCCGCUGCUGCUGCCCGCAAGAAGAAACGCCAAGCUGCAUCCGCUGCUCCCCCACCCCCUCCCCCGCUUCCCCCCCCGCCCCCGCCUCGCGAUAAUGUCCCCCCUUGCGCACCCCCCCCUCCUCCCACCCCGCCUCCGCCCCCGCCCCCUCCUCCCCCCUCUGCCCCGCCGCUUCCCCCUCCUCCCCCCUCCGCCCCGCCGCCUCCCCCUCCUCCCCCAUCCCUCCCUGCGGCGAACGCUGCAGGAGGGGCAGGGGGAAUAAAGGAGGGGGGGAAGGCGGAGGGGCAGGGGGGUUCGGGGCCAUUGGCGGGCUUGAGUGCGGGGCUGGGGCAGGCGAUGGCGCGGCUAAGGCGCGUGGAGGGGGGCGCCGCCGCGGAGGAGGUGCAGCGAAUGAGGGAGGAGAGGGGGGAGGAGGGGGGAGAGGGCAUGGGGCUGGGAUGGCUGGAGGAGGAGGGGAGCGGGGAAGAGGCAGGCGCUGUGGAGGCGGGGUGGGAGGAAGAGGAGCGGGGCGAGGGGGAAAGCGAGGAGGAGGACGAGGAUGGGGAGGAGGCAGGGCGGGAUGGGGAGGGGGGACGCGGAGGGGGAGGGGGAGAGAAUGGGAAGAGGUUGAGUGUGGUGGAGAGGCUGUUUGGCGGGGUGCUGAGCAGCACGGUGGUGUGCUGCGAGUGCGGGCACUCGUCCACUGUCAGCGAACCCUUUCUCGACCUCUCCCUCCCCAUCCCCGUUGCGCCCCCCCCGCCCUCUCCCCGCGCACACAUGGCAGUGCAGAGCAGCAGGAAGGCGCAUGUUGGUGGGAAGGGGGCGGAGCUGGGCGAGUGGACGGCGGUGGAGAAGAGGGAUGGGAAAGGCGGGCGGGGUGGCAAGGGGGAGGUGGCAGGGGGAAGGGAGGCAAAGGCAGAGGAAAGAAGGGAGGAGAGAGGGGAGGGAGGGGCGGUGGAGGGGGUGAAAGGGAGUGUGGGCGAUGGGGAAGCGAGCAAAGGACGCACAGAGACUGGCACAUGCAGCAAUGAUUCCAGUGGCAUUAGCAGCGAUGGUAACAGGAACAGCGGUAGCAAUGGUAACAGGAACAGCGGUAGCGAUGGUAACAGUGGCAUCAGCAGUUGCGUGGUGGAAGCAACGCAAGCAGGUGCUGGGAAUGGUGAGGUGGUGGCAGAGGCUCGUGAUGUGGCGGGUGACGUGUCAAGUGGUGUGGCGGAUGGUGUAGCAGGUGACGUGGCAGGUGGAGGUGUGGAAGAGGAACAGCAGGGAGCAGCAGUGGGAGGGGAAGAGGGUGGUGCAGGGGAUGGUGGUGAGGCCAGUAGCAGUGGCGAUGCUGCGAAUGGGAGCGCCGUUGACGGGAACACUGCUGAGGGGAUGGCUGCUAAGGAGAUAGUUGGUGAAGGGAGAGAUGCCGCCGAGGAGGGUGGGAAGGAGCAGAGGGUGGGAGAAGAGCAGGAGAGUGAUGGGAGAGGAGCGAGGCAAGGUGAUAACAGUGCAGUCACCGGCGCCUGCAGCAGGCCUGACGCCUCCAGCAGAGAGGGCGGUGGCAAUGCCAUGGGGAGCAGCAGCAUGGGUGCGAGUGUGGCAUGCAGCAGCAGUGCAGCGGGCGCACAGGAGGGUGGCGUUGUGAGCUCGAGCACGGAGAAGGGGCGGGGACGGAGGGUGGGAUUCCUGUCAGAUCAGCCAGAGCAGCCGCCGCAGUUGCAGCCGCAGCCGCAGGCGCAGUCGCCGCAGCUGUCACAGAAGCAGGUGCAGCAGGCGAAGCAGCAGCAGGCAGCGACGCGCAUGUCAGUGGAGGGGUGUCUGUGUGAGUUCAGCGCAGAGGAGGUGCUACGAGGGGACGAUGCGUGGGGCUGUGAUGGCUGCACCGCCAUCAGACGGAAAGAGGUGAUGCGCAGACGGAGGGAGGAGAGGCGAGGGAGGAAGGGGAAGGGCGGAGAAGGUAGUGGUGUGGUGGCUGCUGAAGGGGCGAGGGGAGAAGGGACAGAGAGUGUGGGGGAGGUGAGUGGCGAGGCGGAUAGGGUAGUGGUGGCAUCAAUUGCGACCGCAGUAGUUAGCUCUGCUUAUGAUUGGAUUGAAAGAAACGACGCGGCUGCAGCCAAGGAUGUGACUGCAGCCAAGGAUGUGACUGCAGCCAAGCAUGUGACUGCAGCGAACAGUGUGACUGCAGAGAACAGUGUGAUUGCAGAGAACGGUGUGACUGCAGCGAACAGUGUGACUGCAGAGAACAGUGUGAUUGCAGAGAACAGUGUGAUUGCAGAGAACGGUGUGACUGCAGCGAACGGUGUGACUGCAGAAAAUGUCGACCCUGCGGCGAAGGAUGCACCCGCAGCAGGCAGUGUGGCAGCAGUAGGCUGUUCCGGUGGCACUGAUGACAGCAGUCAUGUGGAAUGCAGAGACGUGGAGCAUGUGACUCCUGCCACUCCUGCUGCCGCUGGUGUUGGCGGUGGGGCAGGAGACGAACAAGGGGAGAAUGAGGAGGAGGAGUCAGAGGAGGAGGCAGAGGGGGAGGAGGAGGGGGUGCGGGUGUGCAGUGAGGCUCGGAAGUGGUACCGGGUGAACAGGGCACCGCCCGUGCUGGUGGUGCAUCUCAAGCGCUUCCGCCACGACACCCGCGGCAGGCUCUCCAAGAUCAGUGGCCACGUGGCGUUUGGCGAGUGGCUGGACCUCAGCCCCUUGGUCGACCCCCACCCCCUAACCCCACCCACCCACACCGCACCAUCACCAUCAGCAUCAUCAUCGGCACCACCCAAGCCGCUGCACACACCGCAGGCGCCUCUAGCUGUGCAGACAGGUGGCGAGGCGCCAUUGGAUGGUGUGUUGGAGGACCAGUCCCAGUCUCAGAUUGAGGCUCAGGCAAAGGGUGAGCCCCACCGGUACCGGCUGUGUGGGGUGGUGGAGCACAGCGGCACGAUGCGAGGCGGGCACUACGUGGCUUAUGUGCUGCGCGGCUGGCAGCAGCAGCAAGGGGGUGCAGCGGAUGUGCAAAGCAGUGGGGAGGCAGAUGUGGGUGCAUGCAGUGGAGCGGAGCUGGUGCAAGCAGGUGGGGCCGAGGGUGGGGGGGUCAAAGUGCAGAUCAAUGGGGUUACUGCAGAGGGCAAUGGAGUGCUGGGGAAGGUGUGUGGUGGGGGAGGGGGGCAGGCAAGGGAGUGUGGCGGAUGGGAGGGUGGGCACUGGUGGUACAUCAGUGACACGCACGCCCAGGCAACAACAUUGGAGCGGGUGCUGCGCUGUGAAGCCUACCUGCUCUUCUACCACCGCAUUGGGAGCUGA
Messenger RNA from Closterium sp. Naga37s-1, 7113 nucleotides. The record is from the annotation of a GenBank genome assembly. Lineage: Eukaryota; Viridiplantae; Streptophyta; Zygnematophyceae; Desmidiales; Closteriaceae.